This is a messenger RNA of Chenopodium quinoa (quinoa), 983 nucleotides long. Its product is annotated as N-terminal acetyltransferase B complex catalytic subunit NAA20-like. The transcript is spliced from 7 exons. NCBI's taxonomy places the organism in Eukaryota, Viridiplantae, Streptophyta, Magnoliopsida, Caryophyllales, Amaranthaceae. Gene Ontology annotation, cellular component: NatB complex. Gene Ontology annotation, molecular function: protein-N-terminal amino-acid acetyltransferase activity. The record is from RefSeq and is a predicted model, not a curated record. Gene Ontology annotation, biological process: N-terminal peptidyl-methionine acetylation. Bases 282 to 806 code for a protein of 174 amino acids.
UACACUAAGAGAGAUUGGAUAAUAGGAGAUGAAAAAGAGAUUUUAAAUGAGGAAUGGAAUUAAGUUGGGUUAUAAAAAGGUUUCAAAAAAAAAAAAAAGUCUAGACAUUAAUUUGUUUGCCAUUUUGAUAUCUCUCACUCUUGUCUUUAGCUGCUCCCCACCACAUUUUCUCCGGCGACAUUGACAAACCCUCUUGCUCAUCUUCGCCCUCUUUUCUCCAAUCUUGUUACUCAAAUAGUCAAAUUGCACAAUUUUUCUCAUUUUUAUCAAUCCUCAGUAUAAUGACAACCAUUCGUAAAUUCUGUUGCAAUGAUCUUCUUCGCUUUGCUUCCGUAAAUUUGGAUCAUCUUACUGAAACUUUCAACAUGUCAUUUUACAUGACCUACUUGGCAAGAUGGCCGGAUUAUUUCCAUGUUGCUGAAGGCCCUGGCAAACGAAUUAUGGGUUACAUUAUGGGAAAAGUUGAAGGCCAGGGUGAGUCUUGGCAUGGUCAUGUUACAGCAGUGAGUGUUGCACCAGAGUAUCGCCGACAACAGUUAGCUAAGAAGUUGAUGAAUUUACUGGAAGACAUCAGUGACAAAAUUGAUAAAGCUUACUUUGUUGACCUUUUUGUUCGGGCAUCAAAUGUACCAGCCAUAAAGAUGUAUGAAAAACUUGGAUAUGUGGUGUAUAGACGAGUUUUACGCUAUUAUUCUGGUGAAGAAGAUGGAUUAGAUAUGAGGAAAGCAUUAUCGAGGGAUGUUGACAAAAAAUCCGUUAUUCCUCUUAAAAGACCAAUAACACCUGAUGAGUUAGAGUAUGACUAGUGUUUCUUGUCUUUUCAAAUGAAAUUGUUGUUUGGUUCGAGAUUUUUGUUUACAUCUUGGGAUUUAUAUUAGAGGCAUGUGAUUGAUGUGAAAUCACGUGCUGAAAGGAUAUGAAAUUUCAAUUUGGAUAUAAAUGUGAAUUUUUUUUUUCUUCUAAUGUUUCAUUGGCUAACUGUA